Athalia rosae (coleseed sawfly) is the source of this 16402-nucleotide messenger RNA. Its product is annotated as dystrophin, isoforms A/C/F/G/H-like. The record is from RefSeq and is a predicted model, not a curated record. Gene Ontology annotation, biological process: synaptic signaling. The transcript is spliced from 54 exons. Gene Ontology annotation, cellular component: plasma membrane. NCBI's taxonomy places the organism in Eukaryota, Metazoa, Arthropoda, Insecta, Hymenoptera, Athaliidae. Gene Ontology annotation, molecular function: zinc ion binding; protein binding. Bases 1269 to 13907 code for a protein of 4212 amino acids.
ACCGAACAACCGUACGUGUACGAAAGCAACCAAACGACGAACAGUGAACGGUUUUACUUGGCGUCAGACGCCCCGUGCGACCGUCCGCGCCUGUGCUGCGCCUGUUUUUAUACAUGGCGACCGAUAAAUAGUGAUUACACGGGUGGUUGGUGUUAGUAAUUCUGUCUGACGAAACGAAAAAAAUAAUAAGAAAUUCGUACAAGGGCGUCCCGAGUGGACGAGGAAUGCGGUGCUGGAAGUUGGGACUGUGCCCCAUGUGCGCUAUCGACGAACGUCCGAUCCGCGAAGAUUAUUGAUCGAAGAUUUUUCACGGGCAAUCAAUCGAUCGAUCGGCCAUGUGAGAUCGUACCGCUGCGGUUUCUCUGCAGUUCUCGUUCUCUACUCCGAAUACAAGUUGCACCGCACGAGCGAACGAACGAACGAACGAACGUAGGCGCCGAGUUAUCCGUUAAUAAUUACUACACAUCCCAUCGGCUUGACUUUCGUGCACCGAGAUACGCUAUUUAUCGUAAGACUCCGAUGCAGCGUAUUACGCGCAUAAUACUUACAUACGUUGAGCGAGAAGGUGUGUACAGAUAACAGCAGAGUUGACAGUGGUGUGCCGGGAGGGCCUUCGUCGGACGAUCAACAAGUGGCGUGGGCGCCGUAUUCUCGUUAGUGUUGUACUCUCGGUGCGCGACGUUGGGUACGUAAGGUACGCGACUGUACGUUGAAAGUUUUGCUUUUGAAUACGAGAAGUGAAAACGAGAAGAUAUUUCAUUUUCCAUAGCUGCUAUGCUUCAGCGUCAUCGGACUACGGGGGACUUUGGGUACAUGUGUCGCUGCAGGUGUGCGUCGGUGUCUGUCACAUUCGGUGAUUUUUUUCCUACUUUUUUCGGUAUUCUCAUAGCAUCUGUGAGUGAAAUUUCGUGCGGUGUUGAUCCGAAAUAAAUUCCGUUAUGUCGUUCGAUUCACGAGAAAUUUCAGAAUUAAAAUCAACCGAAUAUUCUACGUGAAGAUAAAGUUAUCCGUGUCUUUUUAAUGCUAUCGAUGUAACUAACAAGUACUGUGUGAUAGGAAGUGCAGCUGUAAUAUUAUUUCGGCUUGAUUUGUGGUCGGUGUGCAGUUUUCUGUUUUAACGAUACUCAAAUGAUCGUUAUAUCACGUGUUAUUGAAAGUAUUAAUAUAUUAUCUUAAACAUCAAUUGGAAUAUCAGUGUCUUACGAUAAAUUUCGUCAUUGGAUUAAAACUGUACGGAGUCGGCUGGAUCAGUUUCUCUAGAACACAAGAUGGAGGUCGUCUAUAUAGACGAACGAGAGGAUGUACAAAAGAAAACCUUUGCCAAAUGGAUAAACUCCCAGCUUUUAAAAAAUCAUCACGAGCCGAUUUCAGAUUUAUUUGUCGAUCUGAGGGAUGGAAAUCGCCUUUUAUCGCUGCUGGAAGUCCUCACCACAAAAUCAUACAAAAGGGAACGUGGACGGAUGCGAGUACAUCAUCUCAAUAACGUGAACAAGGCGUUACAAAUUUUAGAACAAAAUAAUGUAAAACUCGUUAAUAUAAGCAGUAAUGACAUAGUCGACGGUAAUCCGAAACUGACUCUCGGUUUAGUAUGGAGUAUUAUACUUCAUUGGCAGGUGCAUUAUCACCUCAAAGAUCUCAUGUCAGAGUUACAACAAACGAAUUUGGAAAAAACACUUUUAGCUUGGUGUCGCCAAAAUUCACAGAACUACUCGGGAGUCGAUAUCAAAAAUUUUACUACCUCAUGGUCGGAUGGUUUGGCUUUCAACGCUCUUCUUCACAGGUGGAAACCCCAUCUUUUUGAUUUUAGUAAUCUUUCACGAAAACAUCCUAAUGCAAGGCUCGAUCACGCCUUUCGACUCGCUCAGGAGCAUCUCGGAAUAGAAAGACUUCUCGAUCCCGAGGAUGUAAAUACGUCCGUACCGGAUAAAAAAUCUAUUAUGAUGUACGUUAUGUGUCUUUUCCAAUCUUUACCUCAUUCUGGGGAAGAUGUAGGAGAAUUGGAUAUAUCUGUCACCAGUGACUCUAGUCCGGUCACUACACCGGGCGCCGAGAGUUCAUUAACUUUUGCGAAUCUCGGUAUGCCGAUAUCCCGACCAAUGAGUCUUGCGACUAACGUCUCCGUAGAACUUGGAGGGUAUCAAGUAGCUUUGGAGGAAGUUUUGACUUGGUUAUUAGAGGCUGAGGAUAAAUUAAGCCACGUACCAGAACCCGGGCCGACGUUAGACACUUUGAAGCAGCAGUUUCACGAGCAUGAAACAUUUUUAAUGGAGUUAUCGGGGCAUCAAGAUGGAGUCGGCGCUGUUCUCGAAGAAGGUGCGAGACUUCUUGCCGAAGGUGGUUUGCAUAAAGACGAAGAAGACGAAGUCAGAGUUCAGAUGCAACUUCUCAACUCACGUUGGGAAGGCCUUAGAACUCAUGCAAUGGAAAGACAGUCACGAAUUCACGAGGUUUUAAUGGAGAUGCAGCAGGGGCAGUUGGAUUCUUUGAGGAAAUGGUUAACGGAAACGGAGGAUAGAAUAUCUCGAAUGUCUGCAACGGAAUUGAAUCAGUUAGCUUUAGACGAGCAAAUGAAUCAGCUCAAAGAAUUGAGAAAGGAUAUCCAAGAGCAACAGAGCGUGAUUGACGGCUUCAGUAAAAUCGUUGUUGUCGUAGAUGAAGAAAGUUCGGAAACAGUUUACGCCCAGAUGGAAGACCAGUUGACAGCCUUGGGGGAAAGGUGGACCCAUAUUUGUCAGUGGAUAGAGGAGAGGAAUCAAAAAUUACAGAUUUUGGCGUCUCGUUGGGGGGAUUUGACCGACGAAUACAAGAGACUUGUGGCUUGGCUGAACGAGCGGGAAAUAACAUUGAAACAAAUGGAAGCCAAUCCAGCCUCCGAGAUGGGGGAAGUAUUGGAAAGAAUAAAAAAAUUGCAACUUCUUAAGCUGGAAAUGGACCACGAGCAGAAGAGACUCACCUCUUUACAGGUUUCUGUUCAAGAAUUAGACGAACAGGGAUCGUCACCUGAAAGUGCUAGUAUUUUGGAAAAAAUUGAGAACCUACAAGAUAGGUGGGACGCCGUUGUCCAAAUUAUGGAAGUUCAAGGCCAGAGAAUAUCCAGCUCUGGAUUCGAAUUCGAAUUUAAACCCGUUCAAGAAACCACCACUGUGGUUUCCGGAAACGAAUGGAUGACUGAAACUGUAACAACGAUAGCGUACAGGGAAGAAAUCGCGGCUUCCACUUCGCAUAGUGAUUCUAAGAAACGUCGCCUCGGAAGUGCAACGAGACAGGAAUUCGAGGCAGCUCUGUUAAAUUUGUACAAGUGGUUGGAUUACGUUGAUUUAGAAACUGGUCGUUCGGACAGUGUAUUUGACGAGUUGAGCGUAGAAGAGAAGAGGGUUGUUUACGAGGAUAGUUUGGCCGAUCUGAGUUCGCACGAAACUGAAUUCACCAGAGUUCUGCAACUCGGUAGCCAACUUCUAGAGGAGACCAAACAGACCAAUGAACAAACCGAAGAUGAUGAACAGAAAAUUAAAACUGUCCAAGAACGUUGGAAAGCAACGACUAAUCGACUGAAAGAAAUAAAGGAGAGAAUUGAUUUUUUGACGGAUCUCAAAAAAUUUACCAACGAAUUAGCCAGUCUGCAGUUAAUUCUUGAUGGACAUACCAAGUGGUUUAACGGACACCAUGGAAACAGUCAGAUCGAAACCUAUAGGGUGAAAAUAAAAUCAAUGAAAUCGCACGAGGACCGUAUCAAUAAAUUAAUGAUAAAAGCGAACGAAUUGGUCGGAAAUAAAAUUUGCGGCAAAGAAGCAAGCACCGUAGACGUGGACGCGAAGAAUUUCGCAUCUUCUUGGGAAGAACUUUCAAAAAAGUUAUCAGAUCGACUUACGGAAUUGACGAAUUUGGCUGUUAAGAAGCCUCCGAAAAAAUAUACAGAUACUGUAAGCAGCCUUCUGACGUUCAUAAAUUCCGUAGAAAGCGUUCUUCUUUCCGAACACGCCGUUGUUUCCGAUGAUAAAUCAAUGGAAAAUCAGCUCAAGAAGUUCGAAGAUCUUCAGAAGUCUUUAGCUGAACAGCAAGCCAAUUUCACUUACGUUAAUUCAACCGGGCAGGAUUUAAUUGCAAAAAUUAACGGUGACCCGAGUAGCCAAAGAAUCAGAGAAGAACUGCAAGAUCUCAUUACUAAAUGGAGCGAUAUUCCAAUAAUUCUCGAAGAACGACAGCAGAAAUUAUUGAAAGAUAUCGAGUCUUUGAAAGAAUUCAAUCACGAAUUUGAAAGUUUCGAAGACUGGCUUGAAAAGUCAUCGAGGUAUUUAGAGGAGGCUUCGGAAGAUGCGCUUGUAAAUGACGUUGAAACUACGGAAUUCAAGCUUGAACAGAUACGAGCUCUUUCCGAAGACAUAAGUAAAAAUAAACCGAGGAUCGAGCGUAUACAAACUUGCGCUAACAAAUUAUUGGAAAAUUCUGAACCAAAAUUCGCAAAUAUUUUAAAUAACAGACUGGAAACGGUCUCACAAAAGUGGCACGCGAUUGUCGAUGGCGUUAAGCAUCAGGCGGAUAAGUUCCAGAGUGCUUUGAAAAAGAACGAUAAGAUUAUCAACGGAAUCGAAGAUUUCACCAAGUGGCUUUCUAGUUUAGAGCAGGAAAUCCCGUCCAAAGAGAAGAUUACUUCCUCUGUAGAGUUAUUUCAGGCACGCGGCUGCUAUCAAAUAUUAAAAGACAAAGUAGAUAGACGAGUUGAAGAAUUUCGAAAUAUUAACGAAAUGGGUAAUGACAAACUGCUAAGUUCUGAAGGAUCUUCUGUCCAAGAACUGGGAAGACGUUUUACCCACCUAAACGCUAGAUGGACAGAUGUUACUGAUAGGAUUUACGAACGAUAUCGGCAGCUCCAAAAUGCUAGUCAUGAAUAUGGGGAGUUCAGGGCCCUUGUUGCUCAGGAAAGCGACUGGCUAGACAAACUUGAUAAAAGGUUGAAAAAGUCAACGAAAAGUGCAGCUGAUGCAGAAGAAAUUUCAGAAGAACUCGACGAUUUGGAAAAUUAUAUUCGGAAUCGUCCGGAGCAACGAUUUGCUAAAAUCCAAGAAAUCGGCAAGCAACUCAUCGACAAUGAUAUUAUGACCAAUUCGGUGAAAGCUGAUGUCGAAGCUUUGUCGAAUCGUUGGGAGAAUCUGAGUAAAACGGCAGGAGAACGGGCUCAACUCUUGGAAGGAUCGGUGCGGCAAGCGCAAGAGUCUGAAGGUCGUAUUAUCGCACUUCAGCAUUCGUUAACGCAAGUAGACUCCGUACUAACUGCACGUCUUGAUUGUGACCUGACUGCAGAUGAUUUGCCGCACGAAAUUCAGAAAUUGUUCGAAGAGUUAGAAAAUCAGAAAGCAACUUUACACGAAAUGGAGACCCAGGUUGAAUCCUAUAAGGCGAAUGGUAAACACGAGGCAGCAGCCCGACUUCAAGAACAAAUGCAGCUAAUCGAAGGAAAGUUUUCCGAAGUCAACGCAAAAUUCCAACGUUUUUGCUGCCCUCAAAAUCUCGAACCUAGAUUAUCUCGAGCUCUCAGAGAACUCAGAGGUAUCGAGGAGGCUACCUGCCUUCUCGAAUUGGCUUCCGAAGAUCCAGAAGCGAUAGAGGGACAGCUCAAGCAUUGCUUGCGGUUCUACGGGACAUUGAGCGAAAUAAAGGGGGAAAUUGAAAAUAUUAUCGUCACUGGUAGGAAACUGGUAGAAGAUCGGAUCGUGCAAGAGCCGGUAAAAUUCUCAAAACGAAUCGAUACUCUCAAAGAACUUUACAACAAGCUGGGGUUACAAAUAACUGAAUCAAAAUCCGCAUUGGAAUCUGCUCUGGAACUAUCUCGUGACAUAUUCAAACACAUGACUUACAUCAACAUGUCCGUCGAAAGCAUUAACAAGGAAUUAGAUACCCAAAAGAACAUGCCGGAAUUGCCUGUGAAUGCGAUAUACGUUACGGAGACUCUGACAGAAGUUAUGCCGAGAUUGAACGUUGUGAGGGAUAAGUUGUUCCGAUCUCAAGAUGAAUUUUCCAAACUCUGUGAUCCGAUGUACUUAGAACAGUUAAGAGAUAAAGUAACCGAAGUUACUACGCGACUAGCCAAUACCGAGCGAAGACUGCGUCUUUGCAGUGGCUCGGAGGAUGAACCGUGCGUCGAUGAAAUUAAUGCAUGGUUGCAACAGACAGAAGAUAAAUUAAAUCAUUUGGAUUCCGUGCCAACCGAUCAGCUGAGUGAACAGCACUUCGAGCACUGCAAGGCCAUACAGAGUGAGAUGAUCGAAACUAAACCGAAGGUAAUGCAGCUUCAGAGGUGUUCAUUUUAUCCUAAGGUUGCCAAGGUUUGCGAAAAAUGGGAAGAAAUAUGCAACAGAAUACAGGGCUGGAUCCAAAAAAGUACAGAUCAUUUCUUGGUUUUUAAUAAGACAUGCGAUGAUAAGGGGAGAGACUAUUUGGAACUUACUAAUUCGUUCGUGCUUCUAAAUCAAGCGACAAAUUCACCGGUUAGACGAGAAAUCAAGUCGAUAGAUCAUGAACAGUCGAUUUGUGGUAUCGGCUACUUGAAUCCCGCGUUCGAAGAGAAAGGAGAAAAUGCUAAAACGCCCAAAAGCUCACCAAUCGAUAUACCUCUGCGCAGUAAGAAGUCUAGCACAAAAUCAGCUAAGAAUGAAAGCAGAAUAAUAGAUGUUAGCAAAACCGUGAGAAGACGACUAGAUAUGAGUUCGGUUCCGGACGUUGUACAAACUUCUCAACCUCGGGAAAUACCGAGAAAUGGCGAUUCUCCCAUUGAAUUGUCGGACAGAAAGUCACCGGUAGCUGCGGAUGAAGAAUUCUUUCUCGCAAAAAAUAGUAAACUGUUUUCUCAAGUAUCGACGAACAGCUUGACCGCGACCGAUUCGAAACCAAUAAAGUUUACGAAAGCACAGCCAAAUUCGUUCCGCAUUGUCGAGAUAAAAGAAAUGGAGAUAGUCAAAUCUGUGGCUUCGCCCGAGGAACACGUCGUUCUUCCCAGUGCAAAUGUUAGCGUGGAACAAAUGCCUCAAGUUGUGGAGCGGGUUGAGAUAUUGGAAGAUGGGGAGACGGAACCGGAAUCUCUCGACGAAGAUACUGAAGGAAAUGUAGGCUGCAGCAGCAACCCAGCUAAUACCGUCGACUCGGGAAGUUCCGCGUCAAGGAACAAGGAUCUAGUUCCGAUAUUAAAAAAACGAAGAUCCUCUGACGAGAGCCUUGGAAAGUCAGCGAAGAAGCUCGGUCUGAAAUUAAAUUUAGAAGACUCUACUGCUGAUCUUUCACAAUUGCUGGACGAAGCUUUGCAAUAUCCGCGCGUAAGAAUACCUGGACAAAGAUCUACAAAACAAAUCGCAUCUCGAUCUCCAUUAAUGCGAGCACAUGAAUCUCAUCCUACUGAUAAAAAAAUCGAAGGUCGCACCGACUCGGAGGAAAAGGCUGCCCUACAUGCUUGGAAAGAUCCAGAAAGUAUAGCAGAAUAUUUAAUACUCGAUGAUAAACCUCCUCCUGAUCUCACUGCUUUAGACGAGAAUUUAUCUGAGACCGGAACUCGUAAGAAAGAGAUACAGAAACCAAUGGCUACCAAAAAGCAGGUGGAGUUUUCUAAUGUUCAUGAAAUUCCCAGAAAUUUUACUCCCGAAACGGGAAAACAUUAUCGAAAAUCUCCGACACCAAAAGCGGUCAGAUGUUUGUCCUCUGACGACACAUUGGAGGAUUGUGAAAGUUUUUAUGGAAGUGAUAAAGAAACUGACGACGUUUUAAUUUUUUCUGACGAUACCGAAAUUGAUGUUAGUAGUUCAAGUUCUGAAGGAGAGGAUUCCACUUUAGGAGAGCAUGUCGAACACCUCUUGGCUAAGAUAAAAACUGAGAAACAAUCUCGUUCUCCGGUUUGGAAGGUCACUCCUAAAUUCACCAGCGAAUCGUCGAGAUCUCUUCGAAGCCCGACCGCCCAAUCCAGAACUACUUUCGAAAGGGAUAUUUUAGAAUUUGAGCAAGCCGCUCAAAGGAUGCUACGUAGAAUGGAUGUUAUGCUGAUGACGAUUGGAGGAGUAGGCAACGAAAGAGACCCAGCAAAACGCCUUGAGGUGAUAAAAGGAGAAGUUAGCUCUUUAGCUCCAGAUGCUGCGAGUUUAAUUAGUAAAGGAGACGGUCUAGUUAUGACGGUGCAUAUGACCGAUCCGUCUAGGGCUGAGAAGAUCAAGUCCGAUCAUCAGGACAAGUUGAGGAGUAAAUGGCAUCAAGUAAUGUCCGAAACCGAGGCAAGGCGCACACAAGCUCAGAAAGCCGAGGACGCUCUGAGACAGUACAAUGCUCUGAUCUCAGAAUUUAACGACUGGUUCAACGAUGUUCCCUUAAAGCUUGAACAAGCCAACAAUUAUGAAGGACAGCUGGAAUUGUUCACCGAAGAAUUCGAGACCAAACAACAACAGAUUCAGAAGCUCAACGAGUUGGGUAACGAACUGAAGAGAUUCAACGUCGGGCAUUCUGAAACCACCCGUUAUACCAUAAAUAGCAAAUGGCAAGAAGUGAGUUCUCAGUUCAAAAGAUUCAGUGGAAGUAAAGAUAAGGACAAACUUGUCUCCGAGAAGAAAAUGGAAAUUGAUGUCGGAGCUAUGUCCAAACCAGACUUUGUAACCAGAACUAAUAAAUUACGAGAAGCAAUAUCGACUAUAUCGAGAUCUUUGAACUCUUCACCAUUGAAUGGAAAAGACUACGAGUCGUACAUCAACCAAGAAGAAUGCUUGACCAAAAUAAGUAACGCUUUAAAUAUUCUGAAAUCCAGCGUGGAGGAGGUGGAAGGUCUCAGUUCCGAUGUCGUGAGACGUUCCCGUAAAGAACAAGCUGACCAGAUUAUACGUUUGGUUGAAAAACUUAAAGAAGAAUGGGCUAACGUCAACCAGAAGUUUACGACGAGAUAUAAUACCUGGUUGAAAUGUUCGGAAAAUUGGAAGAGCUUACAUAAUACCUGCAGGACAUCUUCCGACUGGUUGGAUAUGGCGGAAGAUAUACUCAACAAGCUGAAUGCAGUGGGGUAUUCAAAAGGUGCUAAAGCCAAGGUACUGGAGCUCGAACAGGAGGUUUCCAGAAGGCAGCAUAUCAUAGGCACAAUUUCAACAUCCAGUAAGGAUAUUGCGAGUCGAUCGUCGCCAGAGGAAGCAAAAGAUUUGCAAAUGAUGGUUGAUAAUCUCAAAAGUCGAUGGCAACACCUCGGCGCAGAAUUAAGAUUGAGAAAAGAAAAAAUUCUCGCAAUGGAAAGGAAAUCCACGACUGGCGAUAAAAGCCUGGAUGCUAUUCACCACAUUAUCGAUCAGGUGAAUGCACUGUUGGCAUCUUCGGCAAACCCAUCCGAUGACACCUCACUCGCAAUCAGACUGUCUCUUAUCAAGGCAAGGGCGGAGGAACUCGCCACGCGGCAAAGAGGGAUGGAAGCUCUGGUGGCCCAGCAAAAUAAUCCUCGUAGCGAGGAUGUUUACAAUAAAACACUUUUGGAUAUAAAUAAGGCAACUUCCAAUCUUUCGACCCACCGCGAGUAUGUUGAAAAUAAAUUAACGUCGUUGAAAAAAUACAUCAACAGUUUGGACACGGUGAUGGCAUGGGUUAUGGAGACACGAACGAGGCUCAAUAUUUCUCGGGAACUACCACAGCAGGAACGUGUCGGAGUCAUUGAUAACAUAAUGGUCGGUGUGGUCGAUCGUGAAAUGGAAGUUAAAGAUGUUAUCGAAAAUUAUACAAAUUUAGAAAAAGAGUGCGAAUCAGCGAAGCAGCCGAUAUCCGUUGAACUUCAAGAGAAGCUGAAAAAGCUGAGGGAGGAUUGGCAGUUCGUUAAAAAUCGCGGGGAACCACCAGAGACAGAAACCUUAUCCGCAGUGACACCAAAGUUAGCGUAUCGACAGAAAGAUGCAGAGAGAAGCUUAGGCGCGGGGGUCAGCCCAGGGACGGCUCCGAGGGGGGCACCGUCCUCUCCUGCCCCCCUCGAAAGAACCGGAACAACCGAGACGCCGGCGUCGAGCGCUUCUCAAAUUGCGAAGUCGACACCGCCGAUAUCACCGUCGUCCCAAACGACCGUCACAAACGUAACCGCACCCGCGUCCCUCAACGCGACUAAAGGCACGCCAUCGACAACCUCGUCGGCAGUCAUAACCGGACUCGACAAAUCCGUUCUUCAGAUACGCGAUUGGCUCACAGUUGAGGAAGAGAUGCUACGUCAGGAGGCUGUGGUCGUCGGUGACGUCGACGAGAUCUUGCAGCUGCUCGACAAACAGAAGAAUGUACUACGAGAAUUGGAGCAAAAGAAACCGCAGUUGGACGAGCUGGUUCAUACCGCGGAAAAUCUACGGGCGGACACUAAUCGACAGCAGCUUCAUGGAAAGGCUCCUCCUUUGAUAGAUGACACCUGUACACCGUAUUUUUCACAAAUCAGGAUUUUUUUGAAAGUUACCAAAUUGAGGGAACAUUGGGAUGAAACAAACUCUAAAAUGAUGCAGAGAAAGACACAACUCGACGCUAUGCUGGGUGACAGUCAACGUUACGAAGCUAAACGGGCCGAAGUUGAAGUUUGGCUCGCACGAAUGGAAACUAGAUUGGAAAGAAUGCGAGCCGUUGGUCAUACGGCUGAUGUACUCGAAGCGCAACUCAGGGAACAAAAGUCUUACCACGUAGAACUUCAUCAGUACAAACAUCAGAUCGAGCUUUUUAAUCAACUCACGCAAAAACUAAUCGCAGUUUAUCAGCAGGACGAUACGACGAGGGUUAAAAAAAUGACUGAAACGAUAAACCAGAGAUACAAUAACCUGAACACGAGUAUCAUUAAUCGAGGAAAACUGCUGCACUCGGCGAUGAAUUCUUUGCACAAUUUCGAUCGAUCUUUGGAUAAAUUUUUGGCGUGGUUAAGCGAGGCGGAAUCAUCUAUGGAAGGACUGGAAGCCGAAGCUGAUAGAUUGGGUGGACGCAGAGACCAGGGUGCCCUGAGGAGACCGCAACAUCAACUUAAGGUACGUGAGUCCAAAACUCUAUACAACCACCAUUCCUUAUCAGGAAUUGACUCUCGAGGAAUGGAUCUCCAGUCGGAGAUCGAAACGCACAGGGAUGUCUACGCCUCGUUAAACGGAACUGGAAGAAAGCUCUUGAGUUCUUUAGCGAGUCAAGAUGACGCGGUUAUGCUGCAACGUCGUCUCGAUGAAAUGAAUCAACGAUGGCAUCACCUGAAAGCCAAGAGUAUGGCCAUAAGAAAUCGACUUGAAAGUAACACCGAACAUUGGAAUGCGUUACUUCUAUCGUUGAGAGAACUGAUAGAAUGGGUGAUAAGAAAAGAUACGGAAUUGACGGGAUUGGGACCUGUAUGCGGUGAUAUUGCGGCCCUUCAAAAACAGCAGGACGAUCAUCGAGGAUUCAGGAGACAACUGGAAGACAAGCGACCGGUCGUUGAGAGUAAUUUAUUGAGCGGACGUCAGUACAUCGCGAACGAGCCUCCGCUUUCGGAUACAUCAGAUUCCGAAGCAGGCAGAGAAUUGGACGGGGAUUCGAGGGGGUACAGAAGCGUCGAGGAACAAGCACGAGAAUUGACGAGGAGCAUUCGCAGGGAAGUGAACAAACUAUCGGAGCAAUGGAACGCUCUGAUCGAACGCAGCGAUGCCUGGAAGCGAAAGCUCGACGAUACUACAAACAAAAUGUGUGUCUUCCAAAAAUCGUUGGAGGAUUUAUCAUCGAGAAUGGCUGCGGCUGAGGCUCUUCAAGGAAGCUGGCAGAACCCAACAGAUUCAAGUGAGGCGACAGAAAUGUUGGAACAGUUACGAAAAUUCGGUGAUCGUCUCGGUCCGAUCCAAAGAAAUAUCGAAGACACGAAUGACCAAGCAAGCAUAUUUGCGUCGAGCAGCGUUAUCGUAUCCCACGCUUUACUCGCUAAACUAGAAGAUCUCAACGUCAGAUGGAAAGUUUUACAAGUAGCUGUAGACGAACGAUAUAAGCUCUUGAACGGAUUCGGAAAGGAUGGCAGCACCCCAGGUAGCCAGGCUUUCCUUGCGGGCAGCGUUGAGCCACCAUGGGAAAGAGCACUGACGCCAGCCAAAGUGCCUUACUAUAUAAACCAUCAACUAGAGACGACCCAUUGGGAUCACCCGAAAAUGAUAGAUCUGAUGUCGUCGCUAGCCGACCUAAACGAAGUCCGUUUUUCCGCGUACAGAACUGCAAUGAAAUUACGCACUGUGCAGAAGCGAUUAUGCUUGGAUAUGCUAAGCCUCUCUGCUGCACUUGAACAGUUCGAUUCGCACGGUCUACGAGCUCAAAAUGACAAGCUGAUCGAUAUACCCGAUAUGAUUACGGUCCUUACAUCACUAUACGAAUUGAUAGCGGCUGAUAAUCCCACGCAAGUUUCAGUUCCGUUAUGCAUAGAUCUGGCCAUCAAUUGGCUCCUCAAUGUAUAUGAUAGGUAUGAUAGUCAACGGACCGGACAGAUUCGGGUACUAUCUUUCAAAGUGGGCCUUGUUUUACUUUGCAAAGGACAUUUGGAGGAGAAAUAUAGAUAUUUAUUCCGAUUAAUCGCCGAUCCAAAUAGAUUGGUGGAUCAACGAAAACUUGGAUUACUACUUCACGACUGUAUUCAAGUACCCAGACAACUUGGCGAAGUUGCGGCAUUCGGUGGAUCAAAUAUUGAGCCCAGUGUAAGAAGUUGCUUCGAAAAAGCAGGGAAGGAUAAAAACGAAAUUGAAGCUGUUCACUUUUUGAGUUGGCUUCAACAAGAACCACAGAGUAUGGUUUGGUUACCUGUUCUCCACAGACUUUCAGCGGCAGAAACUGCCAAACAUCAAGCGAAAUGCAAUAUUUGUAAAGAAUAUCCCAUCACUGGAUUCAGAUAUCGUUGUCUGAAGUGCUUCAACUUUGAUAUGUGUCAAAACUGUUUCUUCUCUGGUCGAAAAGCUAAGAACCACAAACUGACCCACCCUAUGCAAGAGUACUGCACUGCUACAACAUCUGGCGAGGAUGUUAGAGAUUUCACUAGAGCAUUGCGAAAUAAAUUCAAGUCUAAACGAUAUUUCAAAAAACAUCCACGAGUCGGUUAUCUCCCGGUUCAGACUGUUUUGGAAGGUGACGCUUUGGAAAGUCCAGCUCCAUCACCGCAGCACAGUACCCUUAGUCAAGAUAUGCAUUCUAGAUUAGAAAUGUACGCCUCACGUUUGGCAGAGGUAGAAUUAUCUCGCACAAGAAGUAAUUCCACACCGGAUAGCGACGAUGAGCACCAAAUAAUAGCUCACUACUGUCAGAGUUUGAAUGGUGGCGAUAACGUUAAUGUACCAAGAAGUCCUGUUCAAGUCAUGGCAGCUAUCGACGCCGACCAAAGAGAGGAAUUGGAAGCUAUGAUCAGAGAUUUAGAGGAAGAAAAUGCAACCCUACAAGCGGAAUAUGAAAGACUACGAUCGAAACAGACUCCUGGAUCUACUCCGGAGGAUGGACAUGGCGCUAGGCAACCUGAUUGCGACAUGAUCGCCGAAGCUAAAUUAUUAAGACAGCACAAAGGUAGACUGGAGGCACGUAUGCAAAUACUCGAGGAUCACAAUCGACAAUUAGAAGCCCAACUUCAAAGGCUUAGGCAGCUUUUAGAUGAGCCGAACGCAUCAUCGCCUUCAAAAACUGGUACGCUUCAAACCCGAAGUGUGACUGCUUCGCAGCUGGCGACUGAUUCUCCAGCAAAAAUGAACGGGCAUUACCACGACUCUCCAGGUGGUGGAGGAUGGGGUGAAGGAAGAGCCGGAAGUCUAGAGAGGCCACCACCCCCGCCACAUUCGCACAGCAUAUCGCAUAAUGUUGGAAACCUUAUGCACAUGGCAGGAGAUUUGGGCAAAGCUGUUGAAGAGUUAGUAACGGUAAUGACAGAAGAUUCCACAAGAACAAACGGGCAAAGAGCUCCUCCGCCAGCAUUUAAAUAACAAAGAUAUUUAAAAAAGAAAAGAACCGAAAAUCGAUAAAAAAAACCUAAACUAUGUUAUCAAAAUAAACGACUGUAAUUUUUUGCUUGAAAUCAUCUACAUAUUAAAAUAUCUACAGUAUACAUAGAUUUAAUUGUAAAUGACGACCAAGAACGAGUCUGGCUCUAACGCAUAUCAGAGACAUUGGAUCAUAGUUAAACUAUGUUGAUGCAGGGGGCAGAUAUGGGGGCCGCCACGGUGGUUUUGGGUAUUUUAUAAGUUUUGAUAUACAAUUUGUAUAGCUGAAUUAUAUUAAUAAACUGUUACGGCUUGGCUUUGGCGACCCCUCUGCAAAAAAUAUUAACUACACAUAUUGGCUCAUCAUAUCACGGACCUAUCAUACAAAUAUAAAUGAAUACGAGAAAAAGAAAAAUAAAUAAAAAUGAAAAAAAAAAUCAAUUGUUAAUGCUUAGUAGCUAAAAUAUAUAAAAAUAGGUAUAAAAAUAUUAUAAAUAUAUAAAUAUAUACAUAAUGACUACAUUACUAAUGCAUGAAAAAAGCAAUGUAUCAAACCGCAUACUCCGUAGAGCGUAGACUGUAUUUAAAUAACUGUUCUGUUCACUGCCAUUGAAUAUUUUUCCUGAGGCGAUAGAUGCAAUCUAUAAUCAGAAUUUCGAAUACAAAAAAAAAAAAUGAAAAAAAGAAUCCAUAAAUAAAAUAGACCACAUACAGAACACAGAAAUGAGAAAAAUUUCAACAGCUUCUCCGAACUUAAAACUUUUUCGAAAUCAUUUUGUAUUCGAUAAUAAAAAGAAAAGAAUACCGUCUAUUUUUCAUUUUAAUUAACAAAGCCUGUUCCUAUCGUAAUGGAUUGAUCGCUCGGUAAUAAACGGAGAUUUUCGAGAAGGAAUAAAGAAUUAUACUUCACGACCUUUCAAAUUUGCCGUUUGAAAUUGUUUCUUCAACGUCGUGUUGAAGAGAAAAAAAAACUUCAUUGUCGUCUCACGAAUAAAACCAAAUUUGAAAGUCGUAAAAAAUAUGCUUAUCAAUUUACUCGCAAGCAUUACGAAUUUUGAGUUUUGAAAUGAAAAAUUAUUGUCGCUACUGUACUUCUUAACGGAUAAGAGAAUCAACGAAUAACAAUAAAUUCAUUAUUGUAAAAUGAUUGUAAUGGAAAAAAGGACACAAGAAACUAAGAGAAAAAAGAAAAGUGUAAAAGGGUGAACAUUGUUUGAAUAAGAAAACCUUGUUUGGAAAUACAUUUCAUCGGUUUUAUUGAUAGCGGGUGAGACGCAAACAACUACACUGUACAUAACUGAGCACGCCGAACUCGUUUAGAUUGUAGAGAGAGAGUGAAAAAGAGAACCCGCACAAUAUCAAAGAGAAGAAAAAAACCGUGUCUUAGUUUGAACCAUUGUUAAAAUUCGUAUCACUCACUUGUAUCUUUAGCGAAAUCGUUGAUUGAACGAUUCAACUAAUUACGCAACCUUUACAUUAAAUCAACAGUUAAAUAGGGUCAUCUUGUGGAAAUAUGUUAAUUAAUUGUAUAAACUAUAAAACAUAAUCCAUGAAUCGAGUAGAUCGUAGAACAUACAUCGCCAAAUUAUAGCAAUCUCAGUCAAAAUGUUCAAUCCGUCGAGUCGACAUGAUUAUGCCCUGCUCGUAGUAAUUAAUACCUUGUUAAAAAAAUAACCAUCGUUACCUAAUCGUCAAUAUUUAUAUAAUUAUUACCAUUAUUACAAAUAACUAUCAUUAUCCUUAUUAUUAUUAUUAUUAUUAUUAUUAUUAUUAUCAUUAUUAUUACUAAUAUUAUUAUCAUCAUCAUUAUUAAUUGAAGAAUCUUAAACUUAAUAUCACAAUGGCUUGAGACAGUCAAGACUUCCAGCAGUUGUGUGCACAAACGUUAUUUUCUUAUUUUAAUCCAUAUGUUACUUUUGUUGAUUCAAAUGUACUUUAUAAUUUUUAUACAUUUAAUAUAUGAAUAGAUCUAUACAUACUUAUACAGGUUUUAUAUAUACCAACAAUACGAGUAAAAAACUUGAAAAAAGUAGCAUUUUUGCAGAGAUUGAAUAAGGAAAAUAAUUCAAAUAAUAAAGUUCAUAAAUAAUUUACCUUACAAUUUUCAAAGGUUUUUUUUAAGUUUUUCUUACUCUGUUAUUUCACAUUUAAGUUUUUUUCCAUCUUCGCAAAAAGUAAUUGAAUCUCUAUUUUGAGAUCCUCGACGAAAGAAUCUGUUUAAGUUAAUUGAAAAUAUAGAGAAUCAUGAAAAAUGAAAAUACCCAUAGUUGUGAAUGGGAUAAACGAGCGACAAAAACAUAUCAUCUGCGGAUAAAUGUUCCGAUUAUCAUCAGUGCGCAGAGGGUGCAUAACGUUAUAUGAAAUAAAAAAAUAGACGCGCAAAUGCUGCACACCUUAUACAAAAGUAAAAUGUAAAGAAAAACAAACCUCUUCUACCCAAUGUACCGGUAACGAAUGAAUUACACAAAUUACAAUAAAAAUAAUUGUUAACAAUGCAA